CCACCGCGGCUCCUGCACCCGCACCCGCCGCACCACAACCAUCAGCUCAACGGCCUCCUCAGCCCCGAGCUGCGCCGCCUCCGCGCCUCCCUCAAGAGCAAGGUGCUGAGCGCCGAGGAGGGGCCCGUCGCCGCCGCCAACCACCUCCCCCCGCCGGGCAGGACUGCGCCCCCCGCCGCCGGGGCCGCCCGCAAUGGACUGGCGGGGGGCAGCGGGCCCGAGGAGGAGGAGGGGGAGGAAGAAGAGCAGGAGGAGGACGAGGCGGUGGAGGAGCCCCUGCUGCUUCUCACCCGGUCCUUAGCCUCCGGCUGCAGCUUGAAAGGCUCAGAGACGGACUCUCGGCCCGAGGAGGACCCCACGAUAGGAUAUGUGCGAUACGAGUCCGAGCUGCAGAUGCCCGAUAUCAUGAGACUGAUCACCAAAGAUCUGUCUGAACCCUACUCCAUUUACACAUAUAGGUAUUUUAUCCACAACUGGCCCCAGCUGUGCUUUUUGGCCAUGGUAGGUGAAGAGUGUGUAGGUGCCAUUGUCUGCAAGUUGGAUAUGCACAAAAAGAUGUUUCGCAGAGGUUAUAUAGCCAUGUUAGCAGUGGAUUCCAAAUACAGAAGAAAAGGCAUUGGUACAAACUUGGUUAAGAAAGCUAUUUAUGCCAUGGUUGAAGGAGAUUGUGAUGAGGUUGUCUUGGAAACAGAAAUCACGAACAAGUCUGCUUUGAAACUUUAUGAAAACCUUGGUUUUGUGCGAGAUAAGAGGCUGUUCAGAUACUAUUUAAAUGGAGUUGAUGCACUGCGUCUUAAACUAUGGCUGCGUUAAAAGAAACCACCACGUCAAGCAACCAACUUCCCAACAGCGCAGAGUUGUCCUUUGCAUGCAUUGCAAUUUGUACAGAAUUGCUUUGCAGGUGGACUUAGUAAUUUCCAUGCAGCUCUUAUCUGUCAGUGUCUCAUUGAGUGUCGCACAUAUUUGUUGCACUUUGGCAUGGCACAUUUGUUCUGAAUUAAACCAGAUUGUUUCAAACUUCGAGUUCUUUUGGUACCAGCAGGAUGUGCCAGUUGAUAGCCAAGAUACGUUCGUUCAUUUGCAAGUCUACUGACUGUAUUACAUACACAGUGAACAUUUUAUCAAAGAACCUGUAUGUGGAACACAGCGUUUGGUUCCAGAAAAAAAGCCAAUGUAGAUUGUAAAAUUCUCUUAAGUAUACUAACAUUUCAUACAAAACUUGCCAUAGUUUUCUGGAAAAAAGGCUUCAAUUUUAGGUUUUAUUUUUCCAUAUUGAAUUAUCCAUUCUUAAAUAUUGGUACCUCAGUGAUUAGUGAAUGAAAAAAAAAUGUAUUGUAGGGUGGGGUGUGUGUUACAAUGAGUAACGGUAACAAUUUAAAUUGCGUCUGCCAGUGCCUGUAUAGAUAAGUAUAUUUGUCUUCACCUCUUAAUUUUUUUGAGUGCAUGCUUUUUUUUUUUCUUUUACCUUUUUUGAUUGUCUCUGCAAGAAAACUUUCUGCUUUUAUUUAAAUUCUGGAUUUGAUAAUAAAUUAUUUUAGAUUUUUAUAAUUUGGAUAUUUCUCCCAGACAAGGGUUUGGAAGGCCCUUCUUUUCUUAUAGCAAGAAGUGUAAGCUAUUUUGAAAACCUUGAGUAGCUGCUAAAAGAGAACCUGAUGUUACCAGCAAAUUUCUGCUGGUUUUGGAUGCACUUUUUCUUUAAAAGUGAGGGACUUUUUACAAAAGAAAAAAAAGAAAAAUAAUGUAAAUUGGUAUGAUUUUAUUUAAUCAAAUUUAUCACUCGGCACUCUGAAAAACAGCUGUUUUAAAAUAGUUGGGACUUUUUUUUCCAGAUUCGGUUUGCUUUGCUUCAGUGUUCUAAAAUGCUUCAAUCUUCAGUUUUUUUGGUCUUGGAAAUAAAUUUCAAGGUGCAUUGUAUCUAUUUUUAGCUGCUGUCAUUUUCUGUAAACUUACCUGAGUUAAGUUAUCAGGGGAUCCUUCUUUUUUCACUUCCCCCUAUCCACAAUAAGUUCAGCGGGGAAGGGACUUCCCUUUUUUAAAGUGGGCUUACACGGGUUUUACCAAAAGCCAUCAAUUUAUUCACUAGUUAGACUAUGUCUACACUCGUUUGAACAAUGAGAUGUAUAACUAGGUCUAUAGAUGAGCUGUUUUUUCACUUUUGGGGAAAAAAAACAAACACUGUGCUAUUGGCUUAUUCAUGUAACUGGAAGAACCUAAGUAACCCAUGAAAAAGGCUGAACUCUCAAUGAAUCCGCUUUUCUGUACUGUGCAUAAUCCUCAAAUUUGCCUUACUACACUGCGUCUGUUAGGGUUUGGUUAGAGUCAUGUUUUUAAUUGUUAAUUACUGUACAUUUACAAACCCUACCUCCAGUAACAUUUGGAACAGGUCCCCUCGAAGGAAAACUGGAUUUGAAGGAAAGUCAGCCUGAUUUUGCACAGACUGAAUGUUCACAUGGUGAUAAGCAUUCCCCAUGUUCUAAAAUUGUGAAUUGUAUUUGAAAAUAAAGGUGUGAGUUUGUAAGUUUAAAUUGGCACUCCUGCUUUCUCUCCCUGUGGACACCAUUAGUGUUUUUCAUUUAUCCAUUUCUAAAACUUAAUUUGGGGCUCUAAAAUGGUGCCAGAAUCCCAGCAAGAUAAAUGGAAGUAAUCUGCUGUUCACAGAACGAACUCAACGUGGUUCACAUCAGUGUUUCCACCUUGUAAUGCAAUUCAAACUUGUUCCAGUUAGACAACUCUUAGGGAUGAAUCUGUCAUCUCUCCUGUCUGUUGGUAGGUGCUAAUUGUAGGUAAAAUUUCAUCACAUAUUAGUAAACUAACUCCUGACCAUAGGCUAAUUUCACAUAGGUGCUUUAGUGGCCUACAAAAUGGAGAACUGUUCUGGCUCAUUUGAAUCAGUGGUUCAGAAGAAAGUAAUUCCACAUCCUAUUAAAAGCUGUUGCACAUUGUACAAGGUCAAGUAAUGGAAACUGCAAAUGCAGUCUUUCUUUUGCGUCUUCUAUUGGUUAAUAUUAAAGCAGAGGGCUUUCCGAUUUCUUAAAAGCACAUUAGAAACUAGCUUAAUAUUUCAGGUAGGUGGUGCCACAGUUGUCAUGUUGUGCAUUCUAAAAUCAAAUACAAUUCCAUCCGUUUAAAGCAAGAAGCAACUUUCACCAUGCAAACUUUCAGGAUGCUGAGCAAAAUGGGUGUGCCUUUCUUUUAAAAGAAUGUCUACAAAAUCCUAAUAUUGCUACUGUAUAACACACAGUUCACCACCGAAGAUACUGAAGCUGUACAUGUUGUUGGUGUUCAGAGAUACAGGUAUAUUCCUCACUUUGCUGCAUGGGGUUGGAUGUCAUGGAUGGAUGUGAUGUAUUUUCAGCAGGAUGAGAGCUUAAUUUGAAUAGAACUUCUCACAGAAUCUAGAAAAGUAUCAGUCACUUUUCUUGUCUGUUGCUAAGACACAUCCCCUUUUUUGCAUUGACAAAUCUGAACUAUGGAGUUGGUAUUAAGUUACUUUUAUGUUUAACUUCUUUAUGCUGCCCAAACACUGCUGUUGGCUGACAUACGUCAGAGUGGAUGUUUGCAUUACAAUGUUUAAAACAAGAAGGGAGAGAAACCAUCAGGUUUAUCACUUUCAGAAAAAAUAGGCAUAAUUUAAUUGGCGUUAAGUAGUGAAUCACAACUAUUUUUCAGUGCACCGCAAGUCAUCACAAAAAUGGAGUGCUAUGUUAAAAGGUUUUCAAGUCUUGUAUAAACGUACCAUAAAUUAUAUUUGGAGUUUGGGUAUCGGAUGGGUAUCUAUAAAAUAUCAAGUGUAUCUCAAAAUAUUGGACUGCUGUUUUGAGUGGAUUAUAUUCUGUCCUUUUAUCCUUUGGAGAGAAUAAGAACAUUGGGGUUAUGAAAUGUACAAGCUGUCUAAAUAAGCUGCAGUCAAAUAAAAUAUGGUUAAGUUGUUUA
Gavialis gangeticus (Gharial) is the source of this 3933-nucleotide messenger RNA. RefSeq names its product N(alpha)-acetyltransferase 30, NatC catalytic subunit (gene NAA30). The annotation marks the transcript as partial. Gene Ontology annotation, cellular component: NatC complex. Gene Ontology annotation, molecular function: protein-N-terminal amino-acid acetyltransferase activity. Gene Ontology annotation, biological process: N-terminal peptidyl-methionine acetylation. The transcript has 4 exons. The record is from RefSeq and is a predicted model, not a curated record. NCBI's taxonomy places the organism in Eukaryota, Metazoa, Chordata, Crocodylia, Gavialidae.